GUUGUAUAGGGCAGCAGCAUCAGCAAGGGGGCAAAUAUGGGUAGGAAGCUGGAUGCUUUGCUUGGAAGGAAUUCCAACAUCUCCAAACUCAAAAACCUUGCUAAAAUGGCCAUCUCCAGGAUUUCCAUCCUCAAGAACCAGCGCCAAGUCCGGUGCUCACAUGCCCAGUCUGAUGUUAUUGAACUCCUUAAACUUGGUCAUCAAGAAAGAGCUCUCCUUCGUGUUGAGCAUGUGAUAAAGGAGCAGAACAUGUUGGAUGCGUUUGGCAUGAUAGGAAACUACUGUGAUCUCUUAAUAGAAAGGGCUGUGCUACUUGAAAACAAGGAAUGUCAUGAUGAGCUCAAGGAGGGGAUAUCAAGCCUGAUCUUUGCAGCUUCAAGGUGUGGAGAAUUCCCAGAGCUGCAAAAGAUCCGUCAGAUGCUCACUUCAAGAUUUGGGAAAGAUUUUGCUAAUUGUGCUGUUGAGUUACGCAACAAAUGCAGAGUGAAUCCUAAGAUCGUACAAAAGCUUUCAGCAAGACAACCACACUUGGAAAUCAGAUUGAAAGUCCUAAAGGGUAUUGCUUCUGAGAUUGGAGUCACUCUGUAUUUAGAGGAAGAUGCUCCUGUGAUUGCCGCCGAGGAGAAACUGGAUGUCAACCAGAAGCAGAAGCAGCUGGAACCUAAGAAAUCAGCAAACUUGGAAGAGAUAAUUGAGGAUGAGAAGUUGUCUGAAUCUGUAAAAGCAAGGAAGAAAUACAGAGAUGCGGCUGCUGCUGCUCAAGAGGCUUUCAAAGCGGCAGAAUAUGCGGCAGCAGCUGCAAGAGCAGCUGUUGAACUCUCCAGGUCUGAAUCAAGAGACAAUGAUCCAGAUGAAUAUGGUGGUUCUGCUCAUCAGCAAGGAACCAUAUCCGACUCCGAUGGGUCAAUGACGCCUAAAUUCUGAACCGAUGGAUAUGCAGCUUCAAGGGAGAUUAAGCACUCAAAAAAUAGAUUGGGUUUUGACAAGAUCCAUCCCAUUGACAAUUUCAGUUCAGAACCAGAUGCAAACAAAUCGGCAAAAACAACCAUAGCACGAGUAGAAUUGACGAGAGAAAAAAUAAAGCACGAAUAGAGAGGAAACUUUCUGCUUCAAGUUCAAAUUAAGCUAAGGCAACAUGCACCACGACUUGGAUUCUGCAGAAAUCUCAAGCUGAUCCCAUUGUGCUUGAGAUUUCUGCACCAGUUCGCAAUUGUUGUAGAGCACUUAAUACACCAAACCAAUAUAAGUACGUAGAGGAGGGAUUGAUUUCUUCUGUAGAAAAAUAAUGACAUAUAUGUAAAUUCCAUACCAUG
Messenger RNA from Alnus glutinosa, 1313 nucleotides. RefSeq lists its product as uncharacterized. NCBI's taxonomy places the organism in Eukaryota, Viridiplantae, Streptophyta, Magnoliopsida, Fagales, Betulaceae. The transcript has 5 exons. The record is from RefSeq and is a predicted model, not a curated record. The coding region runs from base 37 to 924 and encodes 295 amino acids. Gene Ontology annotation, biological process: protein transport.